UGUGGACAGUUGAGGACAACUCAGUAGUUUAAAAUAUAUCGAAAUUCACCUCUUUGUCAAAUUCAUAUACUUUUACCAUUACCCACUAUAUUCAAAUACUUGAAUUAGAUGUGAUUCUCAAGAACAUAUCUAUCUCCUACCGUGUUUACCACUCUCCAGAUCACAAUGUUGAUUAAAAGGUGAUUUUAAUAUAAUACGAUUAGGAUGAACCUUUUUUAACACUAUUGGCAAAUUUCAUUUUGAUUCCCUUAGUUUAUUUAACUGAUAAUCUCAACUCAAGAUAAAUGCUUUAUCUAGAAGGAUAUUGAUAAUCUGAUUUAGUAUUUCUCCAAAGAAAUAUAAACUUAAGACAAAGAGGUUAUUCCAAGACAUCUAAUGUUUGAUGAUGACAUAAAUCCAUUAUAAAAAGCAUGCUGAAACUUCUGCUUUUGUUGUGAAUCUUUCCUAUUAACACACACUUAGAGAGAGAGAGAGAGACAGAGAGAGAUGGGGCAAGAAGGUCAAAUGUUUGAGAAGGUAAAGCCAUAUUUGGGAGCAAUUGCACUAAGAUUCGCCUCUGCAGGAAUGUCUAUUAUCUCUAAGGCUGCUCUAAACCAAGGAAUGAAUCAACUUGUUACCAUUGUUUAUCGUUACACUAUUGGUGCCAUUGUUGUUGCUCCUUUUGCCUUUGUCUUGGACAGGAAAAUAAGACCAAAGAUGACUCUUAGGAUCUUCGGCAAGAUCCUUCUACUGGGAUUGCUCGAGCCUGUAAUAGCUCAGAGCUUGAUUUACUCUGGUACUAAAUACACCACUGCAACUUUUGCAACUGCUAUGUGCAAUAUUCUUCCUGCCUUUGCGUUUCUAAUGGCUUGGAUUUGCAGAAUGGAGAAGGUGAAUAUUAGAAGAUUACGAAGCCAGGCGAAGAUUUUAGGCACUUUAGUGACAGUAGGAGGAGCAAUGAUGAUGACUCUUAUAAAAGGACCCAUGUUGAAUUUGCCUUGGACAAAAGAGAACCACAUCCCUCACUCUUAUUCCACCCUUGCAAACAAGCAAGAACCUGUUAAGGCUGCCAUUGUUAUUACCAUUUCAAGUAUCUGUUCCUCAGCCUUCACCAUUCUUCUGGCGCAUACAAUAAGAUCAUACCCCGCUGAGCUUACACUAACAACUUUCAUAUGCUUGGCUGGAGCUGUGGAAAGUACUAUUUUAGCUUUAGCAUUUGAAUGGAACAAUCCAGCUGCAUGGGCCUUACAUGCAGAUUCCAUACUCUUAGCUGCCCUCUAUGGUGGAAUAAUAUCUUCUGGAAUUGCUUAUUAUAUCCAAGGAGUGGUAGUGAAGCUAAAAGGACCUGUGUUUGUAACUGCAUUCAAUCCUCUCAGCAUGGUCGUAGUUGCUGUGAUAAGUUCAUUCAUAUUUUCCGAGAGACUGCGCUUAGGAAGGGUUAUUGGAGCAGCUGUGAUAAUUACAGGCCUUUACUUGGUUCUGUGGGGCAAGAGCAAAGAUCAGCUUCCAUUAAAAGUGGGGAAUGACGAAUUACCAACUUCACACCAAAACUCAGCCACCACAAACCAGCAGCAGCCAAAGCCCUCAGAUCAGCAGCUUCUAAAACCGGAUGCCCCAACAGCAGCAAGCAACUCCAGUGCUUGAAUUAUUGGAACUCAGCCCUCCAAAGGAGAAACAAUUGAUAUUAUUGGAACUUCCAAGGCAUGGUUCCAUGAAGCCCAAUUGAUUCUUUCUUUUUCAAGUGUUUUAUUAGAGAUUGAAUUAAACUUUUCAUUUAUUAAUCCCAUUAAUGGCCUAUCCAGUGCACUUGAUCCCAAGUUUGCAACACUUUUUAAGAAUGAAAAUGGAUAAGAAAUUGCAGUGGCUGGCUGGCUGGCUGGCUGUGUUCUAAAUCCUAGUCACCUCAUAUUCCCUACCCUCUUUCUUUAUUGAAAUAUGAUGUGGAUGCAAUUUCACAAUG
Messenger RNA from Cucurbita moschata (crookneck pumpkin), 1939 nucleotides. Its product is annotated as WAT1-related protein At2g39510-like. Lineage: Eukaryota; Viridiplantae; Streptophyta; Magnoliopsida; Cucurbitales; Cucurbitaceae. The transcript is spliced from 7 exons. The coding region runs from base 487 to 1623 and encodes 378 amino acids. Gene Ontology annotation, cellular component: plasma membrane. Gene Ontology annotation, molecular function: transmembrane transporter activity. The record is from RefSeq and is a predicted model, not a curated record.